Ascochyta rabiei is the source of this 366-nucleotide messenger RNA. RefSeq lists its product as uncharacterized. The record is from RefSeq and is a predicted model, not a curated record. The transcript is spliced from 2 exons. The coding region runs from base 1 to 366 and encodes 121 amino acids. Lineage: Eukaryota; Fungi; Ascomycota; Dothideomycetes; Pleosporales; Didymellaceae.
AUGAAGUACCUCACCACCAUCUUUGCUCUUAUGAGCCUCACUACCCUCGCCAUGGCCGCUCCUGCUGAGCCCGCUCACAACUCUCAACUCAUCGCUCGCGAGACCCAGCCUUGGGCGCCAGGCUCCUACUGCGGCAAGUGCGUCCUCCAAGAGGGUGGCCAAUUGCGCGAGUUGCGCACCUCCGUCCCCGUGAACAAGUGCAACACCCUCGCCGAGGACGAGCACUACAGCAGCUGCACCAACCAGUACUGCGGUGUCUGUGUGGUCUUCAAGAACAAUGAUUGCCAGGGCGACGUGGUCCAUUCGGGCGGCCCAGGUGCAGGCUCCUUCGAUGCCAAGAGCGCUCGAUCUUACUACUGCAUGUAA